AUGGACUUUCAAAGUCGAAGUUCUUUCUCAGAUGACCUCGAGUUCGAAGGGCCCAGCGACCUCAAGGACAUCGAGGCUGAAGCCAAGAAUCUCGCGAGCCUCCGGCGCCAGUGUCGUCCAGCGAGGAGCUCAACCAGGUCGCCGCCAUCGGGUACGCCGAAGAAGGAGGUUCGCUCAACGCUGGGCAGCCCGAAUAACCAGGACCACUGCCUGUCCACCUCUGUGGACCCGACCUCGGAUGAUCACGCUGCCUUUUGCAGCUGCGAAAGCUCUGCAGAUGACGGCCCCCGUGGGCACAGGGCCUCGGAGCUAUCGCUAACUCUGUGCCGCGAUGAGUGCCUCUGGAAGGCAUGGGCGGCGAAAAGAGGCAGCUCACACAAUGAAAAAGCGGACAGAGUCCCAACCUGCCCUGGAAUCCAAGCGCCUGCCGUCUCUGACAACGAGAAGCACGCCGACGGCUCGGAUUGUUCCCCCUCUGCUCGAUAG
Symbiodinium sp. CCMP2592 is the source of this 486-nucleotide messenger RNA. Lineage: Eukaryota; Dinophyceae; Suessiales; Symbiodiniaceae. The record is from the annotation of a GenBank genome assembly.